This is a messenger RNA of Cladocopium goreaui, 1928 nucleotides long. Lineage: Eukaryota; Dinophyceae; Suessiales; Symbiodiniaceae. The record is from the annotation of a GenBank genome assembly.
UCCGAAUCCUCAAUGAAUGGCACAGUUUGCAUCUAAAGGAGGAUACUGCUGUCCGAUCUGUAGUCAAAGCCUUCUUGGACCAUCCGCAAAGUAUCACAUCAAGGUCUGUGCUCGACACACUCUCGCCCAACUUGACAGUUGUGCAUCUUGUGGUCGACUAGUCCGGAAGGAUGAUCUCGAAGAACAUACCAAGAGAUGUAGAAGGGCACAAUUGUCACAGGACGGCUUGCAUGAAGAUUUGAAGAAGGCCUGGCAGGAACGGGCGAAGCUGCUUCGGGUGACUCUGGCGAAAAUUGAGGCAGGCGAAAUUGGCAGUCUUGAUCCACGUGGUUUCUUUGUUUGCUCAAUUUGCGGACAGCAAGGCCUGGGGCUUGUUCAAAUCUUGCCGCACGAGGAGCAAUGCCGAGCACGUUUGAGUGCAGAGGGCCAUGUCCCACAGCCAACCUGCAGGGAGGAGACUCAGGCGCUUCAACUCAGUCUUGCAUACAAGCUGGCAGCCUUGAAAGCAGAAGUUGCCGAGGCUGCAGCGGCAAACGGACAUGACCCUGGUGAACUGUUGUCCCUCAGUCUGGACAGAUUGCGGGACGUCGCAAAGAACGCUUGCUUUCGGGAGGAAAAGAAGUACCGAAGACUGCGAAUGUCAAAUGCGGCUGUGGCAGAGGCCAUUGGCCGGUGGAAAGCAGCUGUAGAACUUCUGGAGGCGAUCGGCUUUGAGCAAGUGAUGCACACCAGCAAGACAGGUGGCGAUUCUGAACCUCAUUUGAUCAUGGCAUCACAACUGGGAGAGGCAAGCUUCAAGGCCUAUUUGGAUGUCUUGGACGGCAAGGAGAUGGAUUCAGGAUCAAGCAUACUGGAGGAAUGUCCUCACUGCAAAAGAAAAUUCCGUUUCGAUCGCAUAGCGAAGCACGAAACCCGAUGCCCUGAAUCAAAGGCAAAGCCGGCCAAGCUAGAUGUUGUUGCCAAGUUGCUUGCUGGCACGCCUGGGGAGAAGCACAUUGCGGAGGUGAGACGAUCGAUCCAAAAUGGCAUAACGCUACCUCCGCUGGUAAUGAAGCGAGAAAAUGGUGAGGAAUCCGAUGGGCUGCAAGAAUGCGCUCGGUGCAAAAGACGAUUCUCAGCUGAAGCCAUGGAGAAACACGCCAGAAGGUGCACAGCCACACCACGAGCACCUUCUGCAAGGCGAUUAAAUCCUUUGCAAAGUGAAACAGCGCGACCCCCAGAAUCGGCUUCCCGGCCAAGUUCAUCUAGGCACAAAGAUGCUGGAGGAAUGAGGUCGAUCAACAAAGAUUUGAGCGGAAAUCUGGAAGCGCAGGAAAUCCCAAAGGAGUCCAAGCGAGGGACACCCGGAGGGACACCUGGAGGAACACCUGGAGGGACACCGAGAGGGACCAGACCCAACUCAGAAACUUCAGAGGUUCCAGCCUUGCGAUCUGGAUCUCGUGGAUCUCGUGGAUCUCGCGGAUCUCGUUCAUCUCAUGGACAGAGGGAGCAGGUGCAAAGGCCACUGACCCCGAAAAGAGGUAUGGAGUCCAUGGAGUCUGUCAAGACACGCAGCACAAGCAGCACAACCACGGCUGGCAACUCGCGGCCAGGAUAUCCCAAUGGACGCAGUGCAGCUGUACAAACUGCACAACCAUCUUAUGAACAGCUUGAGCUUGAUGUGGCUGACUGGCUAGACGAGAAGUGAGUAGUUGUCACAUGUGGAGGAACAUUCCUAGCUGGCGUUAGUUGGGAUCCUUGCGGACCUGGUUUGAGCAAAGGUCAGGUACUUCUCCUGGUUCCUGCAGAGGCUGCUUUUGCGUACUUUCGCCGCUGUAGUUCAUACGAUGCUGCAGUUGCACUGGCUGGUGUUUGGUCCUGUAGUUGGACGGAAUCUUCCAGAUGGUCUAGAACACGGAGGACAUGCAGCAGACGAACUAGAUAGAAAA